AAGUUGGCGAUAGUGUCUUCCAUCAGAGCGGUGUCAAAUAAAUAUCCAAACCCGAAACUUUGAAAAUCUCUCAAUCUUUAAUCUUUAUGCUAAGCUGUUCUUUCCGCUGUCUGUGACUGUCACUGACACUUUUAUUUACUAUUAGCGCCCCCGCUUUCCUCAGUUUCACACCCCCAUUUACGGAGACAGGUUAAUUAUUCACUUUCAAUUUGUCAGUUCAAUGUGGUUGUUCUAAUUUUCUUCUUUUAUCAUCAUUAUUAUUGGAUUUUUCUGUUUCUAUGACUGUCUUACUUCUCUGUUCUUCAACAACCACAUGUUGUAGCGGUAUGUCAUUUUGUUGUGCUUUGAAUGAUACUAAUUUCUGUGUUGUGAGCAAUCAUGGGUUAUUUGGAGGAGGAACCAAUUUUGUCAAAAUGAAAACUUUUUCAAAUGGGUCUUUGUUAAAUUGGAAGAAACGUGGAAGAAGACUUGUGAGUCAUCGUAAUAAUGACUUUGGUAUUAGAAUUAGAUGUGCCCGUGAAAAUGAGGUGGUUGUGGUUAAUGGCAAGAACAAAACUAGAGUGUCCUCUGAAGAAGUUAUGAGUGUUUUGAAGUCUAUUUUGGAACCAAGUUCUGUUUUUUCAUACUUUAAGUUAGUUUCCCAGUUGCCUAAUUUUGUGCAUAACACUGAUGCAUGCAAUUACAUGCUUGAGUUUUUGAGGGAUCAAGGGAGAAUUGAGGAUAUGGUUUAUGUAUUUAAUUUGAUGCAGAAGCAAGUUAUUUACAGGAAUUUGAAUACUUACAUGACAAUUUUCAAGGCUCUAUCGAUUAAAGGUGGGAUUGGAAAUGCGCCUUCUGCACUUGGAAAGAUGAGGCAAGCUGGGUUCGUGUUGAAUGCAUAUUCGUAUAAUGGUUUGAUUCAUUUACUACUACCAGGCUUUUAUAAAGAGGCUUUGAAGGUUUACAAAAGAAUGAUCUCGGAAGGGAUGAAACCUAGCAUGAAGACAUAUUCAGCAUUAAUGGUUGCAUUAGGGAGGAGAAGGGACACUAGAAAUAUUAUGAAUUUAUUGGAAGAAAUGAAGAAUUUGGGUUUGAGGCCAAAUAUAUACACGUAUACCAUAUGUAUUAGAGCGCUUGGGAGGGCUGGGAGAAUCGAUGAUGCGUGGGGGAUUUUUAAGCAAAUGGGUGAUGAAGGAUGCGGGCCUGAUGUUGUCACUUACACAGUUUUGAUUGAUGCUCUUUGUGCUGCGGGGAAACUUGACAAGGCCGGGGAACUAUAUGUAAAGAUGAGGGCUACUGGUCACAGUCCUGAUCGGGUAACGUACAUUACAUUAAUGGACAAGUAUAGUAACAUUGGUGACUUGGAAACUGUGAAAAGAUUCUGGGAUGAGAUGGAGGCCGAUGGUUAUGCUCCGGAUGUGGUUACCUACACUAUACUCAUCGAGGCUUUAUGCAAAUCCGGGGAUUUUGAUAGGGCAUUUUCUAUGUUAGAUGUGAUGACAAUGAAAGAAGUUUUUCCAAAUCUUCAUACUUACAACACAUUGAUCUGUGGACUUUUGAAAGCGAGAAGAUUAGACGAGGCAUUAGAACUUUUUGAAAAUAUGGAAUCUUUGGGUGUUAAACCAGCUGCUUUUUCUUAUGUUCUAUUUAUUGAUUAUUAUGGAAAAUCUGGUGAUCCUGGAAAAGCUUUUGACACCUUUGAAACAAUGAAAAAGAGAGGCAUUAUGCCUAGCAUAGCAGCAUGUAAUGCAUCUUUAUAUACUCUUGCAGAUACGGGUAGGAUCAGAGAAGCAGAAGAUGUAUUCAAUGAUCUUCACAAUUGCGGGCUUUCACCGGAUUCAAUAACCUAUAAUAUGAUGAUAAAGUGCUAUAGCAAAGCAGGACAAAUAGACAAAGCCACAAAACUUUUGUCCGAGAUGAUAAGCAAGGGGUGUGAACCAGAUGUAAUGAUAGUAAAUUCUUUAAUCGACACACUUUACAAGGUUGGUCGAGUUGAUGAGGCGUGGAAGAUGUUUGGUAGACUGAAGAAUUUGAAGCUAGCUCCUACAGUUGUGACGUACAACAUUUUACUUACCGGUCUUGGGAAAGAGGGAAAAAUCCUAAAGGCCCUUGAAUUAUUUGGGAGUAUGGCCAGUUCUGGAUGCCCUCCAAACACGAUAACUUUUAACACACUCCUUGAUUGUCUUUCCAAGAAUGACGCAGUUGAUUUGGCAUUAAAGAUGUUCUGUAGAAUGACAACGAUGAAUUGCAAUCCUGAUGUUCUAACAUACAACACCAUCAUCUAUGGCUUGACCAGAGAAGGAAGAAUUGAUUACGCGUUCUGGUUUUUUCAUCAGAUGAAGAAAUUUCUUUCCCCUGAUCAUGUAACUUUAUGCACCCUCCUUCCAAGUGUUGUGAGGCGUGGAAGGGUUGAGGAUGCAAUCAAAGUUGUAAUGGAGUUUGUACAUCAGACUGGUUUACGUGCAAACAAACAAAUCUGUGGAGAACUGAUGGAAUGUAUUUUAACUGAAGCAGAAAUAGAAGAGGCCAUUUCAUUUGCUGAAAGAUUGGUAUGUUAUUCUAUUUGCCAAGACGACCAUGUAAUGUUACCACUAAUUAGAGUCUUGUGUAAGCGGAACAAGGCCCUUGAUGCUCAAAAUGUAUUUGACAAAUUCACCAAAAAAUUGGGAAUUCACCCAACCUUAGAAUCAUAUAAUUGCUUGAUGGAUGGACUUCUCGGAUCUAAUUUCACCGAAAAAGCUCUAGAACUUUUUGGGGAGAUGAAGAGUGCAGGUUGUCACCCAAAUAAUUUCACGUACAACUUGUUGCUUGAUGCUCAUGGUAAAUCUAGGAGGAUCAAUGAACUUUUUGAGCUUUACAAUGAGAUGCACUGUAGGGGAUGCGAGCCUAAUGCUAUAACCCAUAAUAUUAUCAUCUCCGCCCUUGUGAAAUCUAAUAGCUUGGAUAAGGCAUUGGAUUUAUAUUAUGAACUCAUGAGUAGUGGUUUCUCUCCCACUCCUAGUACAUAUGGCCCUCUUAUAGAUGGUCUUUUAAAGGCUAGAAGAUUAGAGGAAGCAAUGAAGAUUUUUGAGGAGAUGUUAGACAAUCAAUGCAAGCCCAACAGUGUUAUUUACAAUAUUCUUAUCAAUGGAUUUGGCAAAGCGGGUGAAAUCGAUAUUGCUCUUGACUUGUUCAAAAAGAUGGUUAAAGAAGGAAUAAGGCCAGACUUGAAAUCUUACACCAUCCUUGUAGAAUGUCUAUGCAUAACUGGUAGAGUUGAUGAAGCUUUCCAGUACUUUGAGGAACUAAAGUUGACUGGCCUUGAUCCCGAUACAGUUUCAUACAAUUUUAUAAUCAACGGGCUUGGAAAAUCGCGUAGGUUGGAGGAAGCUCUUUCUCUUUUUAGCGAAAUGAAGAAUAGAGGAAUUUCUCCUGAUCUUUAUACUUACAAUUCAUUGAUUUUCCAUCUUGGAGUCACUGGAAAGGUAGAUCUAGCUGUAAAGAUGUAUGAGGAGCUGCAACUUGUGGGUUUAGAACCGAGUGUUUUCACUUAUAAUGCUCUCAUCCGCGGUCAUGGUUUGUCGGGAAACAAAGACCAAGCCUUCUCUGUCUUUAAGAAAAUGAUGGUUGUCGGUUGUAGCCCCAAUGCGGAAACAUUUGCUCAACUGCCUAAUAAAUGUUGAUUUUACUGUUAUCUCAUGUAAGUAUAUAUGUAACCAUUUCUCAUGUAAGUUUCAGAUCUCAAAAGGGUGGCAUGAAGGUAAUUGUAAAUGUUUUGCUAGAUAAUAUGUCAUAUUAACUUUUGAUCCUUUUUGUUUGUUCCGGGAUGGAUACUUUUCCAAGUUUGCCUAAAAAAAUUCAAUGACCAUGUUAUUUUGUGCAAAUUAUGUACUUCAAUCAGGAAAUCUCUGCUGAUAAAUGGUUACAAUUGUAUAAAAAUAGCCAACCCUGUCCAUAACACUGAAAGAGUAUUUCUAUCAUACCAUAUGGAACUAAUGAUGAAAAAUAUCAAGCAUAAGCAUGCCUUAUGCGAAGAGUUGUAUGAAAAGAGCUUUUGGAGUCCUAUUUUGCAGUCUUGCCAAAUAUCCCUUUAGAAUCAAAUAUAUAUAUAUCGUUAUGUUUUGUAAACUCAAAUAUAAACAAAUUUCAACUAAUUUUUUCAGCGUAUUAAAUUAUUAAAUGUUAGGAUUAGAAAAAUACCCUUUAGUUGAUAAGCAGGUGAGUGUUGCACGUCUUUUAAGAGAAAAACUUGACAACCUAAGCAAACAAAGACAAUAUGUUGAGCUGAGGAAGUUGGAGAUAUUGGAAGAGCAUAGUGCUUGAGGCAAGUGCUCAAAGAGAAGAGACACUUAACAAAAGUUGCAAGAAAGUAUCAAGAACAUUGAAAGGCAGUCAUCACCUGCUGAAGAACUGUCAUAGAUUCUGAAGAGAGCUGAUAAUUUAUUGCACUUAUACUCCGAAAUGCUCCUGUUGCUAUUGGCCAUCAGGUAUAUGAAUCUCAGAGCUUGUUGAAAUUGUUUUUGGCUCCCUCUUUUUUAUAUAUUAUAAGAGUUUUUGUUUUUUUGUUUUUUGAUAUAAUGAGAGCUAUGAUUCUGUUGAUGAAUUUUUAUUGAAGGACAAAGAGUUUCACUAUUGCUUUAUCUAUAAUCACUUUCUAAGUUUACAAGAGGAGGUAAUGAUUUGCUGCUAAAGCUCUUCUUCUUGCAAGGUUUAUAUGAUUGAUGAUGCAUCAAUACAAAUUAUUUUCUAUCAAAAGCUGAUGACAAAGAGAAACGUUCCUUGAAAAACGUAGGUGAGAAAAAGAGAAAGGAUGGCAACAAUUAGGGAAUAGAUUGUUGUUCAGAAAGCCAAGGAAAUACAACUAAGAUCUCCACUCUUUGGGGUUGUUUGCAUGGCUUAAAUUCUUUCCACCACAAAACUUGAUAGGGAUCAAAGACAACUCUUGGAUGUCAUAUCAUCGGGAGAUUUGAUUCUUGAACCUAUAAAUGACAUACUUGAUCUUUCCAAGGUUGAGUCAGGAUGGAAAUCUAUCCUUGUUUCAAGUUCUUAUAAGUUUUUUGUAAACCGCCCAUGAGGUAUCAACUCAUUGGUAAGAGUUUGAUCUUGUAACUCAGAAGGGUCAUAAUUCAAAUCCCUAAAAAAAUCGUAAAAUGACUAUUAGUGUCACUUUAAUUAAUAAUAAUGUAGUUUUAUUUAAAGUUGAGAAUUAUAUAGACUAAUUCCUCCCUCCCAAAAUCUUGAUUCUAUGUAGGAGUUACAAAGUUGAAAGCUACCAAAUUCCAACCAAGAGAAGUAGUAAAGCAAGUGCUUCAGACAGCUGCAAUAUCAUUGCAGAAAAUAUUUUACAAUUGCAUAAUUUUAACUGUUACUAACUUAAUACGUGUACUAGAUGGCCACGACUUCAAAUCAUAAAGCAUGAUUUAACCUGAUUAGUGCUUGAUUAAAUUAUUGUUCAUUUGCUUCAUGCAUAAUUGCAGGUCAUCAGUGAGGUUUUAAGGAUUCAGCAAAUUCUCACAGAUUUAAUCAGGCACUACAUUUUAUGUGAUUGGUAGUCUCAAAUCUGCAACAAUUGUUGCAGUUAACCACUCGCAAUGUUCUUAUUUAGUGCUUUAUUCUGUCAUUGGCUGCACAUAAUAUUGAAAUUGGGAAAGUAAAAGAACUUUAUUUAUUUUUAAUUAAUGUGUUUCUGUUGCUGUACACUUAACAAGUUAACAUUUAUAAUAUUUUGCAGCAAUGCCAUCAAAUUUACCCAUGAAGGCAAAAGCUAAAAGCAUACAAAAGUCAAAAGAUUACUUCAGGCCAUUCAACCGUUUCUGUGAAUGUAGUGAUAGAAUAAAAAUAUCACUCAACACCUCAUAACCACGGAUUUAAUGAUGAUUGUAGAUCUCCGGUUAAAAGUGAAUGCUCAAUGAACGGAGACACUGAGGAUCAACAUUACUCAACCAAAACAACGGCGUGGAUAAGCUGUGAUGUAUAUGAUACAGGCAUUGGAAUACCAGGUUGAGUGGAUGGGAGUCGUCUAACAGUAUCUAGCAAAGAACAGCAUGGUUCUACCUUCACAUUCAUACUACCAUACAAGGUUUCAAUAGCUUGUGAUAGUUCUGAUUACUCAGAUGAGCUCUUAGACAUGGAGCAUAAUGAUGCAGCUUUUGAUGAUCCAACCGAAUGUUCCUUUCAAUUCCAACCACCAGCUUUAGGCUCUCUAUUCACCUCUAAUGGAAUAAACAGAACUCACAAGUUAUUGCCGCAGAAAUUUACUGGAUUUUUUAGAGUUUAUUCUCAUUUCCUUCUAAUUCUGAUGACUCAUAUCAAAUGGGACAUGUUCAGUUGAUGAGUCAUCAUCAGAAGAUAUGUCUGAAUCAGUUAGUUCAUCAAGUCACACCUCAUAAAUAAAGCACAAAUUUUUAGUUAGCAUAGCGAAAAAGCAUCCAUAUAAAUACACGGUUCAUGAAUCUAUAUAAA
Messenger RNA from Cicer arietinum (chickpea), 6420 nucleotides. NCBI's taxonomy places the organism in Eukaryota, Viridiplantae, Streptophyta, Magnoliopsida, Fabales, Fabaceae. The record is from RefSeq and is a predicted model, not a curated record.